Molecule: messenger RNA, 3664 nt
Organism: Dunckerocampus dactyliophorus (ringed pipefish)
Lineage: Eukaryota; Metazoa; Chordata; Actinopteri; Syngnathiformes; Syngnathidae
Gene: cdk8
Product: cyclin-dependent kinase 8
Exons: 13
Coding region: 1460-2941 (493 amino acids)
Biological process (GO): protein phosphorylation
Cellular component (GO): nucleus; mediator complex
Molecular function (GO): ATP binding; RNA polymerase II CTD heptapeptide repeat kinase activity; cyclin-dependent protein serine/threonine kinase activity
Source: RefSeq, a predicted model, not a curated record
GGACCAGAAAGGCCUCGCAGUGAAGUACACGUCAAAAAUGCUGUCUUUUGACACUGACAGGUGCUUUGCCGGAUGCUUUUGUAGACACAGAAAAAUACUACGAUGUGCAUUAAAUCUGUAGGUUUGUUUGUGUGUGUUUGUGCAGCUCGUCACGUUUAAAGGCACUGACGACUGGUUGACAACUUGCACUUAAGCUUGAGCAUGUCAAUUUUGAAGGGAAAGCAGAGGCGACUUUGUCAAUGACAAGAUCCAACACAUGAGCUAUAUGCAAGGUUCUCCCUAGAUAAGAAAAACAAUAUGCCAGAAACGUCAUUCAACUAAUCUAAUAUUUUGCAUAUCUUUUGUCGAUAAAUAUGGGCCAACUGCUGCCAAUCACAAUAAGACAUCCAUUCAUUCAUUUUUUAUAGAGCUUGUCAUGGAUAAUCUGGAGCCUAUCCCAGCUGACACAUACAUUCCAAUGUUCAAAAAUAUUCAUACCUAAUGACUAUUUAGCCUAACAUGCAUGCUUUUGGGGUUUGGGAGGAAGCAGAGUACCUGGAGAAAACCCACACUAGCAUGUGGAGAACAUGCAAACUACACACAGAGAUGCCCAAAGGGAGAUUCACACCUUUGACCUUCUGACGCUGUGUUUUGCCCAGCCACCGUGGACAGCCUUGGGAACGUUUCUUUAGGGUUUUUCUUUAAUCACAAUAAGCCUUUGUGAACCCUUUUUUUGGGUAAUUCAGUAAUCAUUCAAGUGUAACAAUGAUGCAUAUGUUUUUGUUCUCUUCAUCUUUCAGUUCUAAUCACACCUUGUUUUUGUGUUGUUUUAGGCAGCAUUUAAAUAUAUGGAAGUGUGUGUUUUCCACUUAGCUCAUUGGUCUCCAGCCACAUCCCAAUCGGCAUGUGUCGGAAAAAAUUGCGAUUUGUAUUCACACAAACAUGCAAUCUAAUUUCUAAUUAUUGACAAACAAACGCUGCCAUUUUACCCAAGGACUUGCUGUCGUUGGUAUGACGACCGACACGCUUUGCCGCCCAGUGCAAGUUGGCUCCAUUGCUCUGGUCAGCAAGCGCAAGUCACAUUAAUUAACCAACUUUUCUUUUGACUUGUCUUUAUUACGUGCAUGCAUGCAUUGCUAUGUUUUUGACUGGAUGGAUUAUUUUGUGUUUUUAUUCCCUUCCGGGACCUCCUGAUAGGAAAGCCACUUUUCUUUAAAGCAGAACAAGACAAUGAGGAGUCUAAUAAUAAUGAUAAAAAGCUGAUUUAAAAAAAUGAAAGUCAGUCCAUGGCUGUGAAAAUGGUGCAUGAGGAAAAAAUCUUCCCAGAGAAUCAGAAUCUCUAUUCAAAGCAAGAAAGUCAUGAUUCACAUUUUUUGCAGAAUGGUGCAUCCUUAAUGUGUUGCAUGUAAGCAGUCUUAAAACGGCACAAAUGAGCGUUUUAAAUCUUUUUGGUGUUCAGUUAUAAGGUCUGUUGUUGUGUAUGCGACGGGCCAGCUCGUUUGUGCUGCAGCAGUCGGAAGCGGCCCGAGGAGGAGGCACAAAGCCUGGGUUUAUAAGGGAUGAUUUAGGCAACACAGAGGGGAGGGGUCGCGGCCAAUUCAUUCAAGUGAAGAGUCAUUCCCUCUCGCCAGCUGCCAGACAAGGCCCUCUUCCUCCCCCGCUCUGUUGUAGCCAGCCUCAGAGGAAAGAUGAUAAGGACUACGCCCUCAAGCAGAUUGAAGGCACCGGCAUCUCCAUGUCAGCCUGCAGAGAGAUUGCCCUGCUGCGAGAGCUGAAGCACCCCAACGUCAUCUCACUGCAGAAGGUUUUCCUGUCGCACGCGGACCGAAAAGUGUGGCUGCUGUUUGACUACGCCGAGCACGACCUCUGGCACAUUAUUAAGUUCCACAGAGCCUCCAAGGCCAACAAGAAGCCACUGCAGCUUCCCAGAGGGAUGGUCAAGUCUCUGCUCUACCAGAUCCUGGAUGGCAUCCAUUACCUCCACGCAAACUGGGUCCUGCACAGAGACCUCAAACCAGCUAACAUUUUAGUGAUGGGGGAAGGGCCAGAGAGGGGUAGAGUAAAGAUAGCCGACAUGGGCUUUGCCCGUCUCUUCAAUUCACCGCUGAAGCCUUUAGCCGACCUCGACCCGGUGGUCGUCACAUUCUGGUACAGGGCGCCUGAGCUGCUGCUGGGGGCCCGGCACUACACCAAAGCCAUCGACAUCUGGGCGAUAGGCUGCAUCUUUGCGGAGCUGCUGACGUCUGAGCCCAUAUUCCACUGUCGCCAGGAGGACAUCAAGACCAGUAACCCUUACCAUCAUGACCAGCUUGAUCGCAUCUUCAACGUCAUGGGCUUCCCUGCUGAUAAAGACUGGGAGGACAUCAAAAAGAUGCCUGAGCACUCCACGCUGAUGAAAGACUUUAGAAGGAACACAUACACAAACUGCAGCCUUAUAAAGUACAUGGAGAAACACAAAGUCAAGCCAGACAGCAAAGCAUUCCAUUUGCUGCAGAAGCUACUGACCAUGGACCCCAUCCGUAGAAUCACAUCCGAGCAGGCAAUGCAGGACCCCUACUUUUUGGAAGAGCCGCUGCCCACUUCAGAUGUGUUUGCAGGCUGUCAGAUUCCUUACCCCAAGAGGGAAUUUCUGACAGAGGAGGAGCCGGACGACAAGGCAGACAAAGUAAGACAGAAGAACCAGCAGCAGCAGCAGCAGGGAAACAACCACACAAAUGGGGCGGGGCACACCGGCAACCCCGACAACAGCCACGCCCAGGGCCCGCCUCUGAAGAAAGUGCGAGUUGUCCCGCCCACCACUACCUCAGGUGGCCUCAUCAUGACCUCAGACUACCAGCGCUCCAAUCCACAUGCUGCCUACCAGAACCCUGGACCAAGCACAUCACUGCCCCAAAGCAGCAUGGGAUACUCCUCUACCUCCCAACAGCCUCCGCAGUACUCACACCAGACCCACCGCUACUGAAAAUGGCCACAUGUCAGCUCUCUCAACAAAAAAAAACCCACACAUAACACACAUGCUGCGCCCCCGCCCCUGCCGCCUCCCUCAUAACAUAUACCCUCAUUACUCCCUUUUGAAAGAAUGUACUGAGAGAUGAGGGGACGACAACGCCCCCCCACCACCACAGCCCCACAGGGGGCACCCCUCUUUGCUGCUUCAAGAUAUAGAGUGCAGCAGAGCACAAGUGUUAGCAGCACUGCUACAUAGCAACAAUCCAAUGAGUGAUAAACACAGGGACGGGGGAUGAGAAGAGUCCUCCGGCCUACGCACCGCCCUAGCCAGUAGCCCUCUCACUGUCAAAGCUUGGAUGAGACUGAAAAAGCUGCUAUUUGACUGCCAGCAUUGACAGAUUCCAUGUCCGUCUGUCGUACUGUUUGUCUCUCUGUCUGUCUUUUUCUUUGUAUGCCCCGCCCCCCAGCCGAGGACUGAACUGCAGUGGAAGCAUGCUGGGACGCAACCGUGUUGUUGAGAAAGGACAAAAGAAGAAAAUGAUUUUUUUUUUUUAGUCAUUUUUAAUUUAAUCCCUUUUCAUGGCAAUUAUGGCGAAGCAGCUUAUGCUGUGGGCAAGCCUUACAAACACGAUGAUGAAAGCAACCAGUCGCAUGGAGGAUGGCAGAUGGAAAUGCAUUGUACUGUAUUGUAUGGAGAUAUUUUACAUGACGCAAGUAUCCUGACAAUAAAAGUGGA